UUGCCAGGGCCAUGGGCGUUGUGAGCUUUCUUUUUACUAUCGUGCAUAAUAAAAACAAAAAAUUAUCUAAUUUAAGUAAGAAGAAUUUUCCUAGACAGUUUGCUAGUGCUGAUUUUCUUAUCCUGAGAUAAAAAAUGAUAGACAGCCUCCGGCCCCCAUUGGAGUAAAGACUCAGCCCGCCCAUGGUUGUGAUUGGGCUGCGACAGCUGGAAAUUGUAGGCGUUCGCUGAACGACUUUAGUGUUUCCGCAUUAUUCGCACCACGGACAUUGAAAUGAGCGCUUCCACGGAGCAGGAGACGGCUCCCAUUGCCAAUUCGCGGAAUGGGCGCACGGGCAGCGUCUUCCGCAGCUUUGGCUCCCUAUUCGGCGGCAGCCAAAACAGCGGCGAUCGGCCCAAUACGCCGCAGUCCGGUGAUGGCUACGUGGAGUUCGGUAUGCAGGACCCGGAACGUAAUGGCCGUACUCUGGGCACCUUUGCCGGCGUCUUCAGUCCGGUGGCCCUGUCCAUGUUUAGUGCUUUGGUCUUCAUCCGUGUUGGCUACAUCGUGGGCAAUGCGGGCCUGUACGUCACCCUGCUGCAGUUUCUAAUCGCCUACGGCAUCCUGCUGUUCACUGUGGCCUCCGUGUGCGCCAUCUCCACCAAUGGAGCUAUCGAGGGAGGCGGUGUUUACUUCAUGAUCAGUCGCACGCUGGGCUUGGAGUUUGGCGGUUCCAUCGGCACCCUGUUCUUCUUUGCCAAUGUCGUGGGAUCGGCCAUGGCCAUCUCCGGCUGCACCGAGGGCAUCAUGGAUAACUUUGGCCCCGGUGGCCACUUCGUGACCGGGGACUCCACAUUGCCGGACGGCAAGUGGUGGCGCUUCCUAACCAGCAGCAUGAUCAAUACCCUACAGCUGCUAGUUUGCCUGGUGGGUGCCGCCCUGUUCGCCAAGACGUCAGUACUUAUUUUGGCCACCGUCACGGUCUGUCUAUUCGCCACGUACAUCAGUUUCCUGGCUAUGGGCGCCACCAAUGAUACGAUACCCGUUCCCGUGGAAAAUAACAUCUCGAAAACGAUACACUUCCUAAACUACACCGGCCUGAGUGCCAACACGCUACGGGAGAAUUUGGGCUCCCACUAUGGGCUCGACUACACGUCGAAUGGGAAGCAGGUGGACUUCUCCACCACCUUUGGUGUGCUCUUCUCGGGCGUUACGGGCAUCAUGGCGGGAGCCAAUAUGUCCGGUGAGCUAAAGAAUCCAUCGAAGAGCAUUCCCUGGGGCACCUUGUCGGCUGUGGCCUUCACCUUCGUGUCCUACAUCAUCCUCUCCUUCCUGAUGAGCUGCACAACGCCGUACUACACGAUGCAGAAUAACUACCUGUUUCUGUUGCCGGUCAAUCUGUGGCCACCGUUCACGGCCAUUGGCAUUCUCACGGCCACUUUCUCCACGGGCCUGAGCAAUCUGAUUGGCUCGAGUCGCAUUUUGGAGGCUCUGUCCAAGGACCAGGUCUUUGGAAGCCUCCUGAACUUUGUGCUGCAUGGAACGUGGAAAGGCAAUCCCAUUGCCGCCGUCGUGGUGAGCUGGAGCCUGGUGGAGUGCAUCCUGCUGAUUGGCUCUUUCAACAUCAUUGCCCAAAUCAACUCGGUGCUGUUCAUGCUUUCCUACCUGGCCACCAACCUGGCCUGCUUGGGCAUUGAGCUCACGGGAGCUCCGAACUUCAGGCCGCUCUUCAAGUACUUUACGUGGCACACGUGCUUGGUGGGCUUGCUGGGCACCCUGAUCAUGAUGUUCGUGAUUAACCCGAUAUAUGCCUCGUCCUGCAUCAUACUGUGCUUGAUCCUGGUGAUUGCCCUGCACCUCUUCUCGCCGGCCGCCACGCAGGCGGCGCAAUGGGGCUCGAUAUCGCAGGCUUUGAUGUUCCACCAGGUGCGCAAGUAUCUCCUGAUGCUGGAUCCCCGCAAGGAUCACGUCAAGUUCUGGCGGCCGCAAAUCCUGCUGCUGGUCUCCUCGCCCCGAUCCUGCUGCCCAUUGGUGGACUUUGUCAACGAUUUGAAGAAAAGCGGGCUCUACAUCAUCGGGCAUGUCAAGUUGGGGGACUUUAAGAGCGCGGAGGAUGCCGAGGAGAACCAGCAGUGGUGGUCAUUUCUGGAUCACAUGCGGGUCAAGGCCUUCACGGAGGUGACCCUAAGCCGGAGCAUUCGCGAGGGAGUUCAGCACCUGAUUCGUUUGUCGGGCAUCGGCGCCAUGAAGCCAAACACCAUUAUUUUGGGCUUCUACGACAACGAGGCGCCGCGGGACUUUUUCCAGAAUGGCUCCUCGCCGUAUAAGACCGAUGACUUCAACACGGGCGACAUUCAGAGCUUUCCCAUUCGACGCGACGGCGACCCGAAGCAUUUCCAGGUCCAGGAGUAUGUGCAGAUCCUGUGCGACACUCUUCGCAUGAAGAAGAACCUGUGCUUAUGCAGGAAUUUCCAGCGACUGGACAAGAACUUUGUUGCUAUCAGCAAGCAUGUCAAGUACAUCGAUGUAUGGCCCAUAAAUAUAUUUAACCCCACCUCUGGUGAUCCCUUCGACAUGGUCUCCCUGUUCAUGAUGCAACUGGCAGUGAUAAUGCUGGCCAAAUGGAAGCAUCUGCGCGUUAGGAUUUUCCUCUGCGAGGCAAGCGACGAGCGAACGGUGGGCACCUUCGAUACCCAAAGCCCGCAAAUGGAGAUCUUCUCGAAGAUGAAACUAGAGCAGUCUCUUAAGGAGCUCCGCAUCACGGCCGACAUUGUUGAGAUCCAGGAAUGGAGCCGGGACAGUGACUUUAGCCGACAUGCUCACACUCUUAGGCAGUUCACCGCCCAGGCGGACAAUGCUUUGCUGGAGGACGACGAUGACGAGCUGGGCGAGGAGAGGUUGAAUCGCUCGCUAAUCUACAUGCAACGAGCGAAUCAAAUCAUACGCGAACGCUCCGAUCAGACCGCAUUGUCGUUCGUUUAUCUCGCGGCACCGCCGAAGCUAUCAACGCCGGAUUUUGCACAGCGCAGCGCCAGCUACAUGGAACUGCUGACCGAACUGACCGCCGAGCUGCCGCCCACAAUUCUGGUUCAUGGCGUCAGCACGGUGACAUCAACGACGCUGUAAGGGGUGUUUUUUCUACGAGUGAUAAGCCAGGAUGGCGAACCAGAGUGCAGCUGGAACAAACUGGAAGUGGCUGGUGCGUUUCUGUGAGUGCUUCAAGCUAUAAAUUUAUACCAUACAAAUCGAAAAAUAUGAUAUCAAUUAGGGUCGAGUCGCAGUGUGUCAUUUCAAUACUUUGUAUUUCCACAAAAAUUCAGAAUAAUACGGUUUUAAAAUAUUUCAUUGGUUUAACAAUUUUUCUAAUUUUUUUAUUCUCAAAUCUUCUAAAUACAUUUUCUCAUGCAAACAUUUUAAAAUAAAUAUUUUAAAAAUAUGUUUUCUUCCAAAAAAAUUCUAAGUAAUAUCAUAUUAUUGUUUCAAUGACUUAAACAUAUUUCUACAUUUUUUGUUGUUUUACUUUUAAAUGGUUCGGUGUUUUAAACCCAAUUUCUCAUACAAAAAUCUUCAAAAAUAAAUAUACAAAUUAAAUAUUUUUUAGUUUAAUUAUUAAAUAACUUGACACACCGACUAGACCCUUUUAACCACAUAUAUAAAUGUAUUAAUUUCAUAUUAUAGCUAAAUUAAUAUUUAUUUGCACAGAACAUUUAAUAUCAUAAUAACCGAGUCAAGAAAAAGCACUUCAUAUCAGUGAAACUAAAGUAUAAUAGCUCUAAUAAUGAAACCUAACCAUGACGGACCAUCUCGCAAACUUAUACACAAAAUAUCAUAUAUUACAAAUCGCCCCCGACCGAGAGCUCACACCGAUAUUAUCCCAUUUUGUGAUUAAAUUUAUAUAAACAUACCGAAAUUUAACAAGAGUAUUAGAUAACCGCCGUCGAAUGUGGUUGUAAAAUCAAAAUGAUUUCAUAAAGCACCUAGUUUGUAAGCCAUUCACAGUUGAUGGAUUGUUUUAGCAGAAAUUAUAUUUGUAUGCGUGGACUGUGAACGAAAUAAUAUGUAAUUUCUAAUGUAACUAUUGAGCACAGCGUUUGUUGUAAUCAGUUCUUUUCAAUUAUUUUAAAUAAAGACUAGCAAUAUGUAUGUAUUUAUUUAAA
Molecule: messenger RNA, 4136 nt
Organism: Drosophila kikkawai
Lineage: Eukaryota; Metazoa; Arthropoda; Insecta; Diptera; Drosophilidae
Product: solute carrier family 12 member 9
Biological process (GO): potassium ion homeostasis; cell volume homeostasis; chloride transmembrane transport
Cellular component (GO): membrane
Molecular function (GO): potassium:chloride symporter activity
Source: RefSeq, a predicted model, not a curated record